Molecule: messenger RNA, 1197 nt
Organism: Etheostoma cragini (Arkansas darter)
Lineage: Eukaryota; Metazoa; Chordata; Actinopteri; Perciformes; Percidae
Gene: higd1a
Product: HIG1 hypoxia inducible domain family, member 1A
Exons: 4
Coding region: 217-495 (92 amino acids)
Biological process (GO): mitochondrial respirasome assembly
Cellular component (GO): mitochondrion
Source: RefSeq, a predicted model, not a curated record
UACCAUUUUCUCCUACGACCUGAACAUAACACACUCGUGCGAACCUGCUGACGUCAAACCUACGUGCGGGAUGGUAGUCUACGUAGCCGGCCGGCUAACUACUUCCUCCAUCAGUUUUUAUCUGCGUGUGACCUGAGGCUGUAAAGGCUCCCACACAAGUCCGAAUAAUUCCUUGAUUGGCGAUUCAAAUAGCGACACACUCCCUAAACAAUCAAGAUGUCUUCUUAUGAUGAGAAUGAGUCAAAGUUCCUUCGUAAGGCAAAGGAGAAUCCAUUUGUCCCAGUGGGAAUGGCUGGAUUCUUUGCCAUUGUGGGGUACAGACUACUGAAAAUGAAAAGUCGGGGAGACACAAAAAUGUCAGUUCACCUGAUUCACAUGCGUGUAGCUGCCCAAGGCUUUGUGGUUGGAGCCAUGACUGUCGGGGUCCUGUAUUCAAUGUACAAAGAGUACAUUGUAAAACCCAGAGAAGAACAGAAAGCAGUGCAACACAAGUGAACAUGGGCUGACAUUUUAUGCUUCUUAAUAUUACCUCAUAUUAAGGUGUAGAGGUUUAUUUUUUACAGAUGUGUUAUAAUUAUUGUAUGCACACAUCUACUGUUAACUUAUUGAUUACACUUCCUAUCGUCUGAGUACUGUACCAGAAGGUCAAGUUAUCACUUCUGUACUGGGGAGGAGGUGAAUGCUCCAGCUGUUUUAACACUCUGUUUGCAUCUGGGAACUCAGCUGGUUUGAUAACUAUGCCAACUGGUGACGGGACUUACAGAGUUUUGUUGCCUCUUAUUUAAAAGGUGUGUGUGAGUGAAUUAUCAAAAACUAUAACAUCUAGUAAAUCACUUAAAAACAGCGAGACUAGGCUAAGCCUAGAUUUCGAAAUUAACCACCAAGCACAGGUAGACUGAACUUAUUUCUUCUUUUUACUGUGUUUAUUUUAUUGUCUCACACCAGCUAUACUUUUUGAUGUAUUAAUGUAGUUUUUUUUUUUGCCAAAUGGAAAAUAUUUGCACCUUAGCCCACUUUUUUCUUCUUCAUGGGCAUCCCAGUGCAUUAGGCGUGUGUUUUGGAAGACUUUGACAACGUGUGGUUUAAAGACUAGGACUGUGCUGUCACAUUAUUUAAACAAUGACCCAAAUGGUUUGUGACCCACCACAGUAUUAGGUAAUUACACACAACAAAUAUAUAAAAUAAUCCCAUGGACAU